AUACUUCAUCCUGCUCUGAAAACAAACACAAUGGCUUCACUCCCAGUUGUGCUGUUUCUGGCUACUGUGCUGCUACCAUCUUUCCCCACCGAAGCAAAGGAUCCAUCCUUUACUGCGCUGUUAACCACUCAAACGUAAGUCCAAAGAGAGAUUGUAAAUAAACACAAUGAACUAAGGAAAUCAGUCUCUCCACCUGCCAGCAACAUGCUAAAGAUGGAAUGGAGCAGAGAAGCAACAGCAAAUGCUCAGAAGUGGGCAAACAAGUGCAACUUUAGACACAGUAAUCCAGAUGACCGGAAGACCAGUACAAAAUGUGGUGAGAAUCCCUACAUUUCAAGUGACCCUACUGCCUGGUCAGAUGCAAUCCAAAGCUGGUUUGAAGAACACCACAAUUUUGUCUAUGGUGCAGGACCAAAGAGCUCCAGUGCAAUUGCUGGACAUUAUACCCAGCUUGUUUGGUACUUUUUCCAUGUUGGAUGUGGAAUUGCCUACUGUCCCAAUCAGGAGAGUCUAAAACACUACUAUGUUUGCCAGUACUGUCCUGCUGGUAAUAAUGUGAGUAAAAAGAGUACCUCUUACCAACAAGGAACACCUUCUGCCAGUUGCCCUGAUAACUGUGACAGUGGACUAUGCAGUAACUCAUCUGUUUUUGUUACAACCAAUUCUUGUGAGUAUGAAGAUCUCCUUAGUAACUGUGAUUCCUUGAAGAAAACAGCUGGCUGUGAACAUGAAUUGCUCAAGGAAAAGUGCAAGACUACUUGCCUAUGUGAAGGCAAAAUUUACUGA
Lagenorhynchus albirostris (white-beaked dolphin) is the source of this 786-nucleotide messenger RNA. Its product is annotated as cysteine-rich secretory protein 2-like. Gene Ontology annotation, cellular component: extracellular region. NCBI's taxonomy places the organism in Eukaryota, Metazoa, Chordata, Mammalia, Artiodactyla, Delphinidae. The record is from RefSeq and is a predicted model, not a curated record.